CUUAAUAAAAAUGCAAGAUUCUAUUGAGUUGGAUGAGUUGUAUUCAAUGUUAAAGAAAAAUAAUUAUCCUGUAAAUAUGAGUCUACUUAAAGCAUUUUUUGAAAAAACAGAUAGAGAUGGGAAUAGUAAUAUAUUAUAUUAAAUUAAGAAUGCAUUGAUUUAGAUGAAUUUAAAUAAGUAAUCAAAGAUGAAUCGACAUCUCAAAGUAAUGAUGUCAAAUUACACUGAUUAGUUUUUAGAAAGAUGAUGAGAAGAAUGAGAGAAAUAGGAGAUGACAAUUAUUAUUCUACAGACUUUGUGAAUCUCUUAAGAUAUUUAUGUUAUUGUUCAAAUAGAAAAGAUCUUAUAUUUUAAAUCAAAGUACUUCUAUUAUUAAUAUAAUAAGAAUACUAGAUUAUCUUUUGAAACAAGAUCCAAAUUAGUUUCUGACUUAUUAAAAAUCAAUUAAUUAUUUACUAAAUCAUAACAUCCAACUUAAGAUUAGUUAUUAACACUUAGACCAUUUAUGAAAAAAAAGACUUAAUUAGAAUUCAAAUAUCUUACUCCAAUCCAAAAAAGACCCAAUUUAUUAUCAAAUCACUCAACCACAUCCAGCAAAAACAAUUCUAUAAUAUCAUUAUAGACAAUCAAUUUUCUAUAAUAAACACCCAGACCAUCUCCAUAAAAAUAUUUGAUCAAAAAGAAACAAACCAGUCUUAUAACAACUCCAUUUCAAUCAACUAAAUCAACACUCCAAUCAACUUAAACAACCUUAAGAAAAAAUUAGAAUAAAUUUUGA
Paramecium primaurelia is the source of this 778-nucleotide messenger RNA. The record is from the annotation of a GenBank genome assembly. NCBI's taxonomy places the organism in Eukaryota, Ciliophora, Oligohymenophorea, Peniculida, Parameciidae.